Messenger RNA from Rotaria socialis, 690 nucleotides. The record is from the annotation of a GenBank genome assembly. NCBI's taxonomy places the organism in Eukaryota, Metazoa, Rotifera, Eurotatoria, Philodinida, Philodinidae.
AUGGCAUUAGACAAUGCUGAUGAACAAGAAUCAUUAAAUUCUUUCUGCUGUACUGCAACAGAUUUGACCGAUAUGUUUUUCGAAACUGAUGGAAUCAGUAACAUAAAAGUAAUUGUGACUAAAAGUUUACAUUUGAACACACCCGAACAAACCAUGCAGGCUUUUGAUAUUAAUGAUUUUAAUGAAAAUAAACUAUUAAAGCAAGGAUUUUUAAUUGAACAAUUACAAGCCCAAUUGGCCCAAAAUAAACUACAACGAACUCAACCGAGAAAUUAUUUACGUAUAUUAGACCAAUCAAAAACACCUCCAAAAUGGUAUAAAACUCCGCCAACAUCUCGAUCUGUUUAUUUUUAUGAUCCUAAUUAUCAAAAGCCUACAGAGAAACAACUAAUCUUACCACGAAAAACAAAACCUAAUGUUCAUUUGAUAUCUCGUCAAUCAAAUCGAAUCCAAGAACGUUCGAUUAAUCAUACGCAUUUGAUUCAACGAAAUGUUCGCUCAUUGACACCUCGUACAAAAUAUAUGUUACAAAUCUGCAAUACAGCUAGUAAUUAUCAUCAGCAAAAACCACUUUCUAAUCAAAGUAAUCGAUCGACAUUUUCGAAUGAAUCACGAAAACAUCACUCAGCCACAUUCGAAUCAAAAUCAAUCCCUACAUUACCAUGCAUUCGUAAUUCUAAAGAAGCAUAA